GGGUAUACAUGGCACACGGUUUCAGUUUGCCUCGGCUUCAUAAAAAUAAGAUUGUUGACCACAGCCCUCUGUUGUUGCUUUUACGUGUUGUGGAUAUGGCGGCUAAAAGCCAAGCUGAUUUGGAAGCGUUUGUAAACCACUGGAUAGUCGACUACUAUUCAGUUCUUGCAUUAGAGCUGUUCAAAAACAAGAAAUACGAUGACUUCCGAGGGAUUAUAGCUAUACUUGACAGUAUCUUGAGCCGUCCUGUUAACUCUUCUGAUGUCAUGCCAACAAAGAUACGAGUAUUGCACUUUCUUGCCCGGAUAAAUGAAGGGGAAAAUCUUGAUGUUGUAUUUGAGCAGGACCCGUCAGUGACUCCUCUGGAAUCAGCCUUAAAGGUGCUGGAAGAUAUGGUAGUGGAAUGCAGUGCACCAAUACCAGAGAGGGAUUUCGAUAAUGUGUGCGCCUCACUUAAAGAGAUGAUGGUGGGCCUGUUUAUCAAAAACUAUGAGUUUGACAAGGCAAACGAGAUGCUCAACAAACACUUUCCAAAACCAAGAGUUGGCACGAAAGCUAUAUUCAGUCGGCUCAUCAAUCAGAAGAAGAAAACACAUGAGGUCAUCGAGCAAAUCGACUUCCAGAGUUUCAGGGAGGAGAUGUUUGACUUCUGCCAGAGUCUCUUCAACGACGUUCCCUUUCUCUUAAGGGCUGCAACUCAGUUUAUUGAGGAAAAAGAAGUCAGGGUUCAGGGAGCGAAGGCAGCUGGACCUGACGAGCAACAAGCAGCCGGCCCGUCCUCUACUCCAAAAAUAUGCAGCGUCCAUAAUCCACCAGGUAAUCAUACAAUAAUCCAGAAGACCAGACUGGAGGCAGCCUUUAAGGAGUUGGCUACGUGUCUUGAUUGCAAAACAUUUGCUCAGCUGGAGGAAGAAGUGGAGGAAGAACAGCAGGCAAGAAAAGAUCAUUUUGCCCUGGUCCUCCCACCUUCUCUGGAAGAGGAGACCUAUCAGGACUCUGAGCAGGAUGGGAUAUUUCAGAGAGAUUCAGGCAGCCCCAUGGAAGCUUCCCCAGCAGACCAAAUUCAAACAGAUGUUGUUCCCAAAGCAGAGGCAGGAUGGCUCUCAAAGACACCCUCGAUGCCGACAAACAAGCGGCUUUACACUGUGGCACGACUGGUGGUGGAGCCGGACAGCCAGGGGAGCUCACAGUGCACAACAGCCUCAAAGGAAGUACAGACAAAAGUCAGAACAGAGCCGCCACAGUCACCGGCUGCAGCCAAUGAAACAGAAGAGCAGAGCUUGGAAACGGAUGAUGAGGUCAGUCUACCUGUACGGAAGCUACCCAGACGAGAAGGCCGCAUUUGUAGCAGAUAUUUCCUGACUGAGUCUGAACUCUCAUCAUGCAGAAAGUCAGAACAGUUAUCAUCAGACAGUGGUGAGGAACCACAGGAGUCGCCUUCUCCCUGCAAAGCCCCAGUGCGUGAAUCUCGGAUAAAACAGGCCAGAAUUCUUCUCAGCAAGCAAGUUCAAACGUGUCCAGAUGAAGUCCAUAUCCGGGGUUCUUCAUUGGACAGCUCACCAGACAUGUUCCCUACUCACCCCGUCCCUCAGACAAGCUCUACUCCAAACAAGGACUCUGCUCAGGACAAAGGUCCUUCCAAUUCAAAAUGGAAAAUGCUGUACGCUAACGCUAAGGAGAGUAGGGAUAUAUGGAGCGAUGAAGAGACAUAUUUCCAUGCCAAAAAGAAUACAGGAUCGACCAAUCAAAGCGUCAAUCGGACGCACUCAGGCAACAGAAAGAAGAAGUGGAGUGAAGACGAGACGCAAAGGUUAAAAGAUGGGGUCAAAAGAUUUGGAGAAGGCAACUGGAGUAAGAUAAAGGCGUGCUUUGACUUCAAGGACCGGACAAAUGUCAACCUGAAAGACCGAUGGAGAACAAUGAAGAACUUAAACAUGAAUUGAGUUGUUCAGGACUGUUCAAAUGGGCGGGUGAAUGACAUUGUGCAUCAACCUGUUUUCACGUUCACAAUUGUCUCUUGGAUUCUAGAAGGGAAAAGACAUUUGCCUUACUUCUCCUGUUUUCAGACUCCAAUUAUGUUUUAAGAUAUUGUAAUAGAAUUCAUGAGCGCUGUAGUUCAAUAAAUGUUCAUGGUUUGUUUUUAA
This is a messenger RNA of Eleginops maclovinus (Patagonian blennie), 2144 nucleotides long. It is a transcript of the gene terf2, whose product is annotated as telomeric repeat binding factor a. The record is from RefSeq and is a predicted model, not a curated record. Gene Ontology annotation, biological process: negative regulation of telomeric D-loop disassembly; negative regulation of telomere maintenance via recombination; telomeric loop formation. Gene Ontology annotation, molecular function: protein homodimerization activity; double-stranded telomeric DNA binding; G-rich strand telomeric DNA binding. NCBI's taxonomy places the organism in Eukaryota, Metazoa, Chordata, Actinopteri, Perciformes, Eleginopidae. The coding region runs from base 9 to 1943 and encodes 644 amino acids. The transcript has 12 exons. Gene Ontology annotation, cellular component: chromosome, telomeric region; shelterin complex; nucleus.